GCUAUCCGGAAGUCUGCACUCUUGUAUCUUGAGAAAACAAAUGGCAAGAAGGAAACUGUCGAAAUUAAGUUGAUUUGAUAAUAAAAACAAUCAAAAUCAAAGUGUGACAACGACGAUAUAUUAUUUCCUCUUCACUUGCUUAUUGAUCCUGCAUAUUGUCAUCGAAGAGGUUAGUGAAACGAAUUAAGAAAUGGCUACAGAGACCGAAUGUGUUCUACGUUAGGAAGCUGGAGGUAAGUGCUAAUUUCUGGGAAUGAAAUGUUCUGUCUAACAUUAGCUGCCAAGCAAUUCGGUCGAAAGAUUACCAAGGUCCAAUAUAGUUAUCAAACAAUGGAUGAAUUACUCAGAAAAGAAAGUGUCGCAUUUCGGGGGUGCGUGACGAGAGCUAGCUACAGGUGAUAUACAAAUCGAUUAGCCUGUGAAUGUCACCUUUCCAAUAUGCCUUUCCAUUCAACUAUCUACAGUGGGCCUAUAGUUCAUACUUUUAUACUCGAUUAAUGUAAGUGACGGUGACUUUGUUAAAUGACUCUCUUGAACCCUGUGUUUUAUCUAUAUCCAUUUUAUCAUUUUAUUAUCAGAUUGACAUGGAUGGUAUGAACUGAAGACCAGCGGUUUCAUCCUCUAACCAGCUCACCUACCUCCUGUCCAAGAUGAAUCCAGCUCUCCCUCAAUUUUUCCCUCAUACCUUAUACAUUUUCCUUGUCUUUUUUUGACUCUGGCUUUACCUCAUUCUGUUAACCUGCUUAUGUCUUCAUUACUUUAAUACAAUAAUAUUUAAAUUAACCAAGUAACCUCUCCACAUGUCCUUUUUGCGUUCUGCAUUCCUUUGGCGCAACUUAUGUUUUUACAAACCCAGUCCUCCUGACUUCCUUUCCCUCCUAAGUUGUUGGGCCAUGCUCCGUAAGAGAGGUUCUGCCAUUCUCUGUGGUGCUUUUCUCUUUGUCGCCUGGAAUGCCAUCAUGGUCCUCUAUCUGUGGGGCCGACCCCUGUCUGGUCGAGAGGAGAGGGAGAUGGAUGGAGGACGAGGAGGGGCUGAUUUGGCUGGGGAUGUGAUCCACAUGGCAGAAGCCUUUGAGGCAGAGCUUGAAAUGCAGAGAAAAAUCCUGCUUCAGAUACAGGGUCAUCGGUCACAAUGGGAACAACCCAAUGAGAAUGGCGCCAGCAGAGGUGGCCCCACUCAAAUGGUCAUUCCCAUCUUGGUUAUAGCCUGUAACAGGGUUACUGUCAAACGCUGCCUGGACAAACUCAUAGAGUACCGCCCCUCAGCUGAACUCUACCCAAUUAUAGUCAGCCAGGACUGUGGGCAUGCGGAGACUGCACUGGUGAUUGGUUCUUAUGGCAGUCAGGUAACUCACCUGAAACAACCAGACCUGUCAGAUAUUGCCGUGAGACCAGAACACAAGAAGUUCCAGGGCUACUACAAAAUCUCCAGGCACUAUCGCUGGGCUCUCAACCAAGUGUUCAACUCUCUUUCACAUUCCUCUGUUGUUAUUGUGGAAGAUGAUUUGGAGGUAAUAAUUUAAUCUACUCUUACUUGAAAUAUGCAUUGAAUGUGAUAAAGUGAAAUGUUAAAUCCACUUGUUUUGUGCUCAUCAUUGUUUACAUCCUCUCUAGUUGCCAGUUGAACAACUAAAAAAACCAUUGUUUUCCAUUCUUUCACUAGGUGGCACCAGACUUCUUUGAGUAUUUCAGAUCCCUUCACCCGAUCCUGAAAUCUGACCCGUCUCUGUGGUGUGUGUCUGCUUGGAAUGACAACGGUCGGGACGGCUACGUCGACCCUGGUAAAGCAGACCUCCUGUACAGGACAGACUUCUUCCCUGGGCUGGGCUGGAUGAUGCUCAAGGAACUCUGGGAAGAGCUGGAGCCCAAGUGGCCUGGUGCAUUCUGGGACGACUGGAUGCGUAAGCCAGAGCAGCGCACUGAUCGAGCCUGUAUUCGACCCGAAAUAUCCAGAACUUUAACCUUUGGACGGAAAGGUGUGAGCCUUGGCCAAUUUUAUGACAAAUACCUACGCUACAUUAAACUGAAUAGUGAAUUUGUGCCUUUCACCAAGCUGGAUCUGGCUUACUUGAAGGAGGAGAAAUACAAGGAGAUCUUUGAGAAGCAGGUUUACAGUGCGCCUUUGGUCAAAUAUGAAGAGGUCCAACAGGGACAGUUAAAAGGAGCAGGGUCCAUUUUGUCUGCACUACUCAAGCAAAGAUGGUUUCAAAGUGUUGGCCAAAAACCUGGGCGUGAUGGAGGACUUGAAGUCAGGGGUCCCACGGACAGGGUAUCGGGGAGUGGUCAGUUUCCUGUCAAGGGGAAGGAGAAUCUUCCUGGCGCCCCCUCCGGGAUGGAGCAAAUAUGACCCAACCUGGAGUUGAUGACAAACACAAAGGACUGAAGAGGAAAGGGCUCUGCACAUUACAUCUAGUAUUAUGGCAAUGGAAGUGAGACCAAAGAAUACCAGAUGUGGACCUAUGACUUUAAGCUAUAGUGAGAUCGUUAUGACAGAUGCCUAUCCUCUCUCUUCCAUUUCUGAUGUUUGAUUUUCUCCCCAUACUUCUCAGGUUUUUUCAUACACUCAAAUAAAUAUAUUUUUGCAAUGUGGGGUUGGGAUAGUAAGGUAGGUAGAGAUAUGUCAUUAUUUUCAGAUAUUUUUUAUAUACUCUAAUCAUGCACAUGAAAUUCAAUGCAACAUCCACUUUGAUUAUUCUCAAUCUUGUAUGCAAUUUCUGGGAGCCUCUGUUACUAAUCUAUUUCAGAUUAAAAAAUAUAUGAUCUGUGGUGUGGUCAAUAAUGGUGGUGGUCUACUAGUGAUUUGUCCUAAAGUAUAAUUGCUUCACAAUAAAAAAACAUUUCAUAUUUUGGAGAACUGUUUUGACAAUAUUUUAAGCUGGUUAGAAUAGUGCUUAAUGUUUUUCCCAAAGAGACAGCUACUGAAGUGUGUAUUUAUUUAAAUGCAAGACACUCAUCACAAAUUCUGUAUGUUAUGUACUUUCGGGAAUUAAAUUCUACCAAUCAA
Messenger RNA from Coregonus sp. 'balchen', 3004 nucleotides. The record is from the annotation of a GenBank genome assembly. Lineage: Eukaryota; Metazoa; Chordata; Actinopteri; Salmoniformes; Salmonidae.